Molecule: messenger RNA, 1747 nt
Organism: Drosophila suzukii
Lineage: Eukaryota; Metazoa; Arthropoda; Insecta; Diptera; Drosophilidae
Gene: Ugt301D1
Product: UDP-glycosyltransferase family 301 member D1
Molecular function (GO): UDP-glycosyltransferase activity
Source: RefSeq, a predicted model, not a curated record
CGACUUUUAGUGAUAACCGCACUUUGGUGCCCAGUGGUCGCGUUUCGCGCUAAACUUCAGUUUGAAUUCGAAACGUGCUAAUUUUGUUGAAUUUCAAGUGUAAAUAUAUUCAAGUGUUUUUUUGUGCAAAAAAAACAGUCAGCAUUUAAAAAAGAUGGAGAUGCAGCUGCAAUGGAAGUGUUGGAUGUUGAUCUUCCUGAUCGGACUGCCGGAAUUUGGAUCUGGCUACCGGAUACUCUUUAUGGGACCCUUUCCCGCCCCAAGUCACUGGCUCUGGUUGGAACACUUCCAAAAAGAUCUUCUGCGGCAAGGACACCAUGUGACCAGUGUGAACAAUCAUCCCACCAAACAGCCCCACGAAAAUCUUACGGAGAUUAUCAUCAGUCCCUCUUUUGAUAUACCCAAGCACUUUCCAAAGGAGAACAUCUUCACAAUGCAGUUUGUAAGCGAUUUUAAUAACCUGGAUCUUUGGUGGACCGUCGGUCUUAUGACCACGGAGCAUGCUUUCAAGGAUCCCAAAGUGCAAAAACUAAUUGAGAGCAAAGAUGAUCAUUAUGAUUUAGUCAUACUGGAGCAGUUCUUCCACGAGGCCUUUCUGAUGUUUGGCAAGAGAUUUAAUUGUCCGGUGGUUACAAUUGGCACUAUGGGCUAUCCCGAUAAUAUCGAUCAUGCAAUGGGUAUCCUAACUCCUUGGUCCUUCAUUCCCCAUCUGGUGUUGUCGCAUACAGAUCGCAUGACCUUCAGCCAACGUGCUUAUAAUGCUUAUUUAUCUUUGUACGAUGCGAUUAUGCGACGUUGGGUAUACUUACCAAAAAUGCAGAUGCUCGCAGAGAAGUAUUUCAAGGGAGCCAUUGAGGGUCCACUACCCAACGUUCUUGACCUUGAGCGCAACAUCUCGCUUGUCCUGAUCAAUGCCCAUCGCAGUAUAGAUCUUCCGAGACCCAGUAUGCCUGGACUUAUAGACGUGGGCGGAGCGCACAUUCAGAAACCAAAGAAGUUGCCCACUGACCUUCAGAACUUCUUAGAUAAUGCCAAUAAUGGAGUGGUCUACUUCAGUAUGGGUUCUUAUGUGAAGAGCACAGAUCUGCCGCCCGAGAAGACAGCUCUGAUUCUGAAGGCCUUUGGCCAGCUCAAGCAGAAGGUGAUUUGGAAGUUUGAGAAUGAUUCCAUAGGUGAUCUGCCCUCGAAUGUGAUGAUCAAAAAGUGGAUGCCCCAGAACGACAUUCUGGCCCAUCCGAAUGUCAAGCUCUUCAUCACGCAUGGUGGUAUUUUUGGAACCCAGGAGGGCAUCUACUGGGGUGUUCCGAUGCUGUGUAUACCGCUCUAUGGAGAUCAACACCGAAACACGAUCAAAUCGGUGCGGGAGGGUUAUGCCCGUUCGCUGGUGUUCUCCAAACUCACCACCGAUGAUCUGGUACGGAAUAUAAACACUCUGAUCAACGAUCCGCAGUACAAACGUAGUGCUCUGGAGGUCUCGCAGCGUUUCCGCGAUAAUCCCAUACAUCCGCUGGAUGAGGCCACCUUCUGGAUAGAGUACACCAUCCGACAUCGUGGGGCAAGGCAUCUGAAGUCGCAGGGCGCCUUCAUGCCCUUGUAUCAGUAUCUUCUGCUCGACGUCUUGGGCUGCCUGUUGCUGGGCGCCUUCCUCGCCAUCUGGCUGCCCUGGCGGAUGAUCAGGAGGGUCCACAAGUGGUGGCUCAAAGGGGAGGUCUCCGACAAGCUUAACGAGAGCAAGAAGCGGCUGUAG